GGCGGAGAGGCCAAAGAUGGCGGCGGUGGUGGCGUUUCGGAGUUGCUUGAGGUUCAGCUGCUGGCCUCGUCUGCCGCCGACUGUCCGGCGGGCCCCAAAUUACAGAUUGUAUUCUGGAAGUGCAACACUCCCAGAGGUUGAAGGAGCUGAAGUAGCAGGUAUUGAAGAAGUGGUCAUUCCAAAAAGGAAAACUUGGGAUAAAGUGGCAGUUCUUCAGGCUCUCGCAUCCACAGUGAACAGGGAUACCACAGCUGCCCCUUAUGCAUUUCAAGAUGAUCCUUAUCUCAUACCAGCAUCCUCUGUGGAAUCACGUUCGUUUUUAUUGGCAAAAAAGUCUGGGGAGAAUGCAGCAAAGUUUAUUAUUAAUUCGUAUCCCAAAUAUUUUCAGAAGGACAUAGCUGAACCUCAUAUACCGUGUUUAAUGCCUGAGUACUUUGAACCUCAGAUUGAAGAGGUAAGCGAAGCUGCCCUGAAGGAACGAAUCAAGCUCAAAAAAGUCCAGGCUUCAGUGGACAUGUUUGAUCAGCUCUUGCAAGCAGGUACCGCUGUGUCUCUGGAAACAAGUAAUAGUCUUUUGGAUUUAUUAUGUUACUAUGGGGACCAAGAACCCUCGGCGGAUUAUCAUUUUCAACAAACUGAACAAUCAGAAGAGUUGGAAGAGGCUGCAGAGCAAAAUAAUGAGAAAUCUAGGAGGAGGGGCAGUCGUCAGUUUGGAGUGGCUUGGAGAGCAGAAAACAAUGCUGAGAGGAUCUUUGCCCUAAUGCCAGAGAAAAAUGCGCAUUCCUACUGCACAAUGAUUCGAGGAAUGGUGAAGCACCGAGCUCAUGUGCAGGCAUUAAAGUUGUACAUGGAAUUACUGAACAACAGACUCACUGCUGAUGUAUACACCUUCAACGCAUUGAUUGAAGCAAAGUCAUUGAUGAUGGAUGAGAAAUUUGAGGCAAAAUGGAAUAAUAUACUGGAGCUGCUAAAGGAAAUGGCUGCACAGAAGGUGAAACCAAAUCUGCAGACUUUUAAUACCAUAUUGAAAUGUCUCCGAAGAUUUUAUGCAUUUGGAAAACUGCCAGCCUUACAGACCUUACGUGAAAUGAAAGCCUUCGGAAUAGAGCCCUCACUUGCAACGUAUCACUAUAUUAUCCAGCUGUUUUAUCAUCGUGAAAACUCUUCAAGAGGAUCAUCCUUCAUAAUCUAUGAAAUAAUGAAUGAAUUAAAAGGGAAGAAAUUUUCUCCACAGGACUUGGAUGAUGAUAUGUUUUUUCAGUCAGCCAUGAAAGUUUGCUCAUCCCUCAGAGAUCUAGACCUUGCUUACCAAGUGCAUGGGCUUUUAAACACGGGAGACAACUGGAAAUUCAUUGGACCCAAUCAACGGCUUAAUUUCUAUUAUACCAAGUUCUUCAGUUUGCUUUGUCUAAUGGAACAAAUUGAUGUUACCUUGAAGUGGUAUAAGGACCUGAUUCCUUCUGUGUUCUUCCCCCAUUCCCAAACUUUGAUAGAUCUUCUCCAAGCAUUGGAUGUGGCUAAUCGGCUAGAAAUGAUUCCUCAGAUUUGGAAAGAUAGCAAAGAAUUUGGCCACACUUUCCGCAGUGACCUGAAGGAAGAGAUGCUGAUGCUCAUGGCAAGGGAUAAGCACCCACCAGAGCUUCAGGUGGCGUUUGCUGACUGUGCCGCAGAUAUCAAGUCUACUUACGAAAGCCAAGAUGCCAGGCAGCCUGCUUUGGGUUGGCCAGCCAAACCCCUGAACUGCAUAGCUGUCCUCUUUUUGAGGGCUGGAAGAAUCCAGGAAGCCUGGAAGAUGCUUGGGCUUUUCAAGAAGCAUAAUAAGAUCCCUGGAAAUGAGUUGCUGAAUGAGUUUAUGGACAGUGCAAAAGCAUCCAACAGCCCUGAGCAGGCCAUCGAGUUAGUGAAGCUGGCAAGUGCCUUCAGCUUGCCUGUUUGUGAGGCCCUCAGCCAGAGAGUGGUGGCUGACUUUGCAAUCAACAAAGAACAGAAGGAAGCCCUGGAGAACCUCACUGCACUGGCCAGCAGCAGUGACGGUGACAGCAGCAGUGAUGGUGACAGCAGCACUGACAGUGACAGCAGCGAUAGCGAAGGCAAAUGAAAGUUGAUUCUGGAGCCGCUGUGGCCUGUUACAGCUUCUGUUUCACACUUGAGAACACAUAUUCUCCAGUGAUUGAAGAACACGAGUACAGAUGGGAUGCAUUUGUUACUAAGAAGUACAGUGGUUGUAACACUGACUUUGAAAGUGUUUAAGUCUGAUUCCAUGCUUACUAAAUGCAUCGUUCGGGUUUACCACUGAGGCAGCAGCACUUCCACAUUCAUUUCUUUAGACGCACAGUGCAGGGUGCGCCGCUCUUGGCUUCGUGAUGCGCCGUGUGGACCUGCAGUGUGUGCCGGCCGGCUCCCUGAGCCCGUCGUCGGUGUGCUUUGCUUCUGGGCCUCAGCCUUUGUUAGUCUGGUGCUGUGGUGCUGGGACUCCUUGAUGUUAGAGCUACCAUCCGAAGGUGGUCAGAUGUGAAAAAGUGCAUCUCAGGAUCAGUUAAACAGGAUGGCAGGAGUUUGGGUUGCAUAAGUGGGAAGAUGAAGACUGUAAAUAAAGUUGUAAUUUAUGUCCA
Molecule: messenger RNA, 2612 nt
Organism: Choloepus didactylus (southern two-toed sloth)
Lineage: Eukaryota; Metazoa; Chordata; Mammalia; Pilosa; Megalonychidae
Gene: PTCD3
Product: pentatricopeptide repeat domain 3
Exons: 24
Coding region: 17-2098 (693 amino acids)
Biological process (GO): mitochondrial translation
Cellular component (GO): mitochondrion
Molecular function (GO): ribosomal small subunit binding; rRNA binding; protein binding
Source: RefSeq, a predicted model, not a curated record